Molecule: messenger RNA, 1612 nt
Organism: Colletotrichum godetiae
Lineage: Eukaryota; Fungi; Ascomycota; Sordariomycetes; Glomerellales; Glomerellaceae
Product: peroxisomal membrane anchor protein conserved region-domain-containing protein
Exons: 2
Coding region: 157-1320 (387 amino acids)
Biological process (GO): protein import into peroxisome matrix, docking
Cellular component (GO): peroxisomal membrane; peroxisomal importomer complex
Molecular function (GO): signaling receptor binding
Source: RefSeq, a predicted model, not a curated record
GUCAUAGGUGCCGAACCGCCGACCCCAUCAACAACCCGCUCUCCGGACCAGCACCCGGCUGAUUCGCGAUUCAACAUUUGCGCCAACCUCGACAGCUCUCACAUAUACUCCGUUGCAGAACUUCCUACUGCAACAGGGGCGCAAGCUGUCUUGACCAUGAGCGACUCCGACGAUAGCGGCAGCACGCCCGGCAUCCCGUCAUGGCAGCGCGACCAAAAGAAAGAACCCGAACUCGAGCCGGAGACCACCACCUCGCAGGAUGCGAAGCAAGACGAUGUUCCCUCCCGCGAGGACAGUCUCGAGGUCGCCCGCAAGUUCCUGCAGGAUGAAGAGAUCAAGGACGCACCGAGGGCGGCAAAGGAGACUUUUCUGAAGACAAAGGGUAUCUCGCCAGAGGAUAUAGAGCAGUUAUUAGGUAGCUCGGCAUCUGAGCCGGCGCAAGAGACCACUCAAUCAGAACAGGCACCGCCAAGCUCAAGUCAAUUAACGACAACAUCACCAACACCAUCACAGACACCCUCACCCUCACCACCAUCGCAAACCGAAAUCUCCCUCCCCCGCCAAACAGACCAGCCCCCCGUGAUAACCUACCCCGAAUUCCUCACAAAACCAACCCGCCCCCCGCCGCUCGUCACCGCAAACGGCAUCCUCAACACCCUCUACGCCUUCGCCGGCAUCUCCACGCUCCUCUACGGCACGAGCAAGUACCUCGUCCAACCCAUGGUUGAGAACCUUACCGAAGCCCGCUACGACCUCCACGAGACAACCUCCCAGAACCUGGCCAAGAUAAUCGAGAAGCUCGAGGGCACCGUCUCCGAGAUCCCCGCCCCCAAGAAACCUGCGUCAGCAAUAGAGAACAAGGACAUACCAGACGACGACGCAAGCAGCGCCGACGACCCGACCGAGAUGUUCCACCGCGACAUUGGCACGCAGACAUCGAUCCCCUCUACACCCUCUCUAACAACCUGGGGAGAGACCAACAACAACGCCAACAGCAGCGACAAGGACAAGUCCGCGACAGACAGACAGGCCGACAAGCUAACCUGGUUCAAAAAUCAAGCCGCCUGGCUAAAGACCACAGUCGUAGGCGACGCCGACGAUGUGGCGGACCUAAAGGCAAAGAUGGACGUGCUCAAAGACGACCUCGUGCAGCUGGCGUACCCGAGCCCGUCGGACUACGCCGGCGGCAGCAGCUACGCGCUGUACGGCGGCCCGCGCAAGAACGAGCCUGAGGACGAGAUCAAGAAGGCGAGGGAUAACAUUCGGAGGGUCAAGGGGGUAUUGCUUAGCACGAGGAAUUUCCCUGCUUCUGCGAGGUGAAUUUUCUUUUGGCCCUUGGUAAAUAGAAACGGAUCUUUUGUCAAAGGUUGCGUUGGCAGACACUGAACUGGAGGGCUUUUAUGAGGAUUAGGAAUUUGUAUCAUAUCAGUGAAAGGUUUAUUAUAAUGGAACUGACGACUUUGUUUACUAUUGCUGGACACGUCGGUGCUAGAAACUAGUCACUAUGGCAAAAUCUGUCAAUAUGGCGGUGUAUUCUGUCGACGCCUUUGCCUGUAUGAAGAGAAUACAGCGUCACAUACCUGGUUCACUUUCAGUACAUGCAUAAUUACAC